AUGCCAUCCACAUGGAAGAAGAUCAAAGGGAAGCUGGGACUGAAUAUCCCAAUAGUGCUGCUCAUGUUCAAAUAUCAGAGUGACGCUGUGAAAAAGGAGUUUUCUACCAUUGGCUAUCUCAUACCUAUAAUGUCAAUUCUCACGAUCCCCGUCGCGCCACGAGCCCGGUUCUUUCAGAACCUGACAGUAACCAUGCUUGCGAUUGGACUCGCAGUCGCAUUAUCUUUCCUAUCAAUGUGGUGUGCCGUCCGAGCUCGCGCGAAUACAACCCAUAUACCGCAGGGAGGCAAGACCGGUGGUCCGGUAGCUGGUGCUGCUGUGAGCCCUUAUAACGCUGCUGCCAGUGUUAACAUGGCAAUAUGGAUGGCUUUUGAAGUGUGGCUGGCCAAUACGUUCCGUGCUUUUCGACCACAAUACUUCAUUCCUUCGAUUAUAUUUUCUAUUUUCAUCCAGGUGACGGGGACAUAUGGAACUCAGUUCGAAAUACUCGAUGAAGCUGCGACCCUGAUCAAACGCCUGGUGGAAACAUUCUUUGCUGGAUUUGGACUUGCGGCAGCAGUCAACGUGUUGAUUGUUCCACUCACGUCUCGAAAAAUCGUCACUAUGCACAUGGAAAACAAUUUCGCUGCGAUCCAGCGAACACUAGAUGCCCGGCGCGAAUUCGCGCAAUCAUUGCCCAUGCGUGACUGGCAUUUCGCGGAUGGCAAUUCAGAUAUUUCUCAGCAUGACACCACGGAUUCAUGGCCGGAAGCAAGGAAAUUCAAAAACGCCACCAUUGAAGCUACCAGAGCUCUUGGCAAGGUCACAUCGGAAUUACGCUACGCGAAGCGUGAGAUUGGAUGGGGUUAUUUAGGCCCAAAGGAUCUCGCAAACAUCACCCACUUGUUGAAAAGGGUGUUGGCCUCAAUAUUGUGGAUGGAGUCACUUGUAGAAGUCAGCACACAACUAGCUCAUCAAGUGAAGAAGGUGGAAGGCAUUUCUCAGGAAGAGGAACAGCAGAAGUGGCGUUCGCUAUUGGAGCAGAGGCACGUUCCCACCGAACAACUUAUCCAAGCCAUGAAAGAAUGUCUUGAUCAUUCUCUUCGCGUUCUUCGUCUCGGCAAAGCGCCACCGUUAUCCAAAUCCGAUAUUGAAUCCAACAAGGAUCACAUGUGUACACAUUUGGAAGACACGAUUGAACACUUCAUUCGAGGUCGGCAGGAAGCAUUGGAAAGUUGGCUCUCAUGGACAGGCAUGAUUCGAUCCUCUGAAUCAGCCAAAUGGAUAAACUCCCAUCAGCACGAAGGACAUCGAUUCCAGCUGUACUUUCUCCUCGAUCUGGAAUCUUCCCUCAUUUCAACUGCGAGAAGAAUCACAGAGUUGGUCAAAUAUGCGGAUUCAAAAGCUGACGAUGGUACCAUGAAUAAACGAAGAUUGGUGCUUCCAACGUGGAAGGUGUUGAAGAAAUGGUUCUGGGCCGCAUUGUCCCGAGAGGAUCUCGAGUUGGAUUAUUUCCAAUAUAGCAAAAGAUCCGGAACUGGUAGGAUAUAUUUGGACGAUGUCCUGCACUCAGGCAAAGAUCCAGAGCACCUUCUCCCACAAAGCAGAUGGCAGAAAUUUGGCGAUAGACUCCGGAAGGGCUAUCAUUUUUUCGGCUCGCCAGAGUCUGUGUUUGGCGCCCGAGUCGCAGUGGCCACCAUGGUAGUUUCACUUGUGGCCUUUCUCCGAAACUCGCAGCAUUUUUACAUUGAGCAACGCCUCAUCUGGGGUUCAAUCAUGAUUGCAAUUAGCAUGACGUCAACGGUUGGGUCAGCUAUGUAUGGGCAAUCAAUGCGGCUCCUGGGAACAACGAUUGGAAUGAUCAUGUCGUAUAUCGACUGGUAUAUAGUCGAUCACCAGCCAGCAGGCGUCCUUGUCUUUGUUGGAAUCACCAUGUUCUUGUCCCACUACCCACUAAUCAGGUUUCCAACUCACCCCGUCCCACCGAUUGUCGAAAUGGUCACCGUCAUGUUAAUUGUCGGCUAUGCCCUUCAGGUCAAAAAAGCGGGGUUGGUAUUUUCUGAGUCCAACGAGCAAGCAUACCACGCACUUUACGUGCUAUCACCCUAUCGAUUGGCUACUGUUGUUGUUGGCAUUGGGGUUGCUUUUAUUUUCACAUAUUUACCCUCCGUGACCACCGUCAAAACUUGCUUCCGACGAGACAUUUCAUCCUUUCUGUAUCUUCUCGCACAUUACUACAGCUCCGUGUACACGACAAACUCCAUACUGGUCAAAGGUCUGGCUGGAGAUCAUAACAACAAAAAGAGCCUUGGGAGGGUCCUUGAAAAAGCUCGGACUCGCGUACUUGCCAAGGAAAUCGUUCUGUUACAGGCAAUGGACGAGCACACCUGGUUCUUUGCAUGGGAACCCACAACUGGAGGGAAGUUUCCCAAGGAAGCCUACUGGAGAUUAGCAGAAAAUGCGCGAAACGUACUUCAACUUUCAGCAACUCUAGUGGAAAUCAGCGAUUCAUUCCACCUCAACGGCCCCAUAUCCUCUGAACCUUGGCUUGAAGACCUUAAACGGCUCAUCGGUUCCUUUGACUUGAAUUCCCAUGAAGUCACAUUUCUUCUUACUACUUUGUCGGGUGCCAUAAAAACAGGGUCCCCACUGCCUCUUUAUCUCAAGGCACCAAAAGUUCGUAUGCCUACGGAGCAGCUUGCAUCUAUUGCUCCAAACGCAGGCCUUCUCAACGCAGAGAACUUCAAUCAGCCGGGGUUUUCGGCUAUUGCGUCGAUAGAAAUCACGAUGAUGGCCCUGGAAGCUGACCUAUCUCAGUUAUUAUCGGGGACGAAAGAUCUUGUGGGAGAGUUGCACUUAUUGACAGACAUUUUCCAAUGCAAGGAGCUGCCUGCUGAUAUGGAAUCGAUAAAGGAGAUUGAAAAAAUGGACUAA
Penicillium verhagenii is the source of this 2913-nucleotide messenger RNA. Its product is annotated as aromatic acid exporter family protein. Bases 1 to 2913 code for a protein of 970 amino acids. The record is from RefSeq and is a predicted model, not a curated record. NCBI's taxonomy places the organism in Eukaryota, Fungi, Ascomycota, Eurotiomycetes, Eurotiales, Aspergillaceae. The transcript has 7 exons.